AUGAGCUCCCUUGUCAACACUGCCCUGGCUGCUGUCACAACCAAUGGCAAAGACAGCUAUCUCUACUACCAGAGCGGACAAGAAAUCCGUGAAGCUCACUCCGAAACGGGUUCGAGCUGGACGGCAGUCGCUUCCACGGUUGCCACCAAUGCGUCUGGCGGUGGAUCAGCCUUGACUGCAUACUAUGUUAACCAAGAUGCCGAUUUCGGUAAACAGGCAACGAUUCACGUCAUCUAUCUUGACUCCAGCGCCAAAGUCGCAGACAAAGUUAAGGUCCUCUCCAAGGGGAAAUGGGAGGACGGGCAGACAAGUGGCAUCGAGACAAACCCUGCGUCGGUUUCACGCAUCACUGGCGGAGCUUUCAAUGGCACCACUGGUUGGAAUCCGAAUGGAUCCCAAUGGGCUUAUUACAACACACCCAAUGGUAAUGAGUUACAAAUCACGGAGAUUCGCCGUACACCCAACAGCCCGUGGCACACCGAGACAGUGCUACCAGAAAAGAAGCAAGCACUACCAGGAACCGAUCUGGCAACUAGCAUCGUGAAUGGGACCAUCGAUCUGUACUAUCAGGACCAUGCUGGUAACGUCAAUCACUGGCUUAACCAAGGUAGCCAAUGGAAGGACGACGGAGUACUUAUCCAAGCCAGCAACGUCCAGAUCAGUACUCCCCUCGCUACAGUGAAUACUGGCAAGAAACACGUUUUCUACGUGGAUAAGAGUAGCCCCAGCAAGAUUAAGGACCAGGUCGAUGGAAAGGAUGUCGAGGUUGCAAACUUUUACCCCGGCACUCGCUUGGCUGCUUUGUCUGUCGACAACAAGGUGACUUUGUUCUACAAGAUUUUGAACCCUGCCGGUGCCAUUGCGACCAAGGCUUAUAAUGGCAGCUCCUGGGCUGAUGGCUCUACUGUCGUCCCUGCUUGA
This is a messenger RNA of Aspergillus alliaceus, 921 nucleotides long. RefSeq lists its product as uncharacterized. The transcript is spliced from 4 exons. Lineage: Eukaryota; Fungi; Ascomycota; Eurotiomycetes; Eurotiales; Aspergillaceae. The record is from RefSeq and is a predicted model, not a curated record. The coding region runs from base 1 to 921 and encodes 306 amino acids.